CAAUUGCAAAUUGUUUGGAUUUUUCAUCACAAUUUUGCAAACACAAAUUAAUCGAACGUCGGUGGAAGCUGCUCGGAUUAACGGAUUUCGAGUCUUCAUUAUUACUAUUGAAUGUUUCGACGCAAUUAACAUAUUCUGUGCAACUAAAAGUGCUAUGUGAAUGUAAACGAGUGAAAAUAAAACAAAUAAAAGUGCAAAUUUUAUUGAUUAAAGGUAUAUAUGUUCAUGUAUAUACACUUGUUCGUAUAAACAUACACGUAUAUUCGUGCAAGUGCGAAUUAACACUAAACAUACAGAAGAAUUAUCUUGCGUUCUGUGCCAUGAAAAAAUUAUAAAAUUCAAAUAUCUUAAAUUCCCUGCUACUGUUGGAAAACUGAUAAUUACACAUAUACACACCUGGGGUUAACAAAUAAUAAAUAUACAGCUGAAAAAAUAAAGUUCCGGAACAUUACUGAAAGCUGUGCUGUUUGUAGUUUGGAAAUUAAACAUUUAUCUGAAACAUCUUUGUGCGUAGACUGAACGCUUCCGCUCAUCACUUGUGCGCAUUACAUUAAGGCAUACCAACAACAAGCACACCAACAAAAGCGCUUCAAAGAUGUCGGCGUCGCGCGCCAACACACCACCAUCCGAAUCGGAGGAGGCGACGUCACGUAAUCAUAACGGCACUGGGAGUGGUAGCAGUGGCAGUGGUGAAAAAAAUCACAAUAACAAUUCCAAACUGAAAUCAGCACAAAAUAGCGGUGGCGGCAGCAUCGAUAAACUCUCACCAGAUCAAGAUAUAUUCAUAAAUCCAGCCGAUGGCCUACCCAGCCAACAUCCCACAUUACCAGACGGUGAGGUGGAUAGCGAAAGUGACAAGGAAGCCGUCGAUCCUGAUUCCUUCGAUGACUUACCCACAUCCAUCAUUGUGACAAAUAUACACUCUGAAGUGUUUACCAAACCAGCGCUGAAACAGGAAAUGGAAGAACUUUUCCGUUCUUUCUGCGAUUCGGCAACCUUCCAAUGGUUACGUAGCUUCCGACGCUUGCGCGUUAACUAUGACAAUGCAAUAGCAGCGGCCAAUGCACGUAUCAAAUUGCAUCAAUACGAAUUUAAUAGGAAAACCAUCAUAACCUGUUACUUUGCCCAACCGGUAACACCAGUCUCGAAUAAAAACUUACAACCGCCAGCGCCGGUAAAACAAUUCCUAAUCUCACCACCAGCUUCGCCGCCAGCCGGCUGGGAGCCACGCGAGGAGAAUGAGCCGUUGGUGAAUCAUGAUUUGCUAGCAGCAUUGGCAAGUCUAACGCCAGGCGAAUCGCAUGAGUUGCAUCCACAGAGUGAAGAUCAACCGGGAAUCAUAGUGCAUACGGCUAUGUUGCCGGAGGGUGCUACCGCUGCACCGACAAUAGCUGGCGGAUCGAAACCGGUAAUUGUGCAAACUAAAUGUCCGGAGCGUGCGUAAAAUGGUACGACGCUGAAGUCAUACUGAAGUUAAGUUCCUGGGAGGGAGGAGAGCGUUAAGGGGUGGAGUAUUAAAGAGACGGACGUGCAGUGCGGAUAGAGACGAAUUAGUUUUAAGUGCAAAGGACAGGUGCUGAGCACUUGAUUAUACAAAAAAUACAUAAUACAAUACAUAAGUCGAAGAGACGCUAGCUAAUGCGCUAGCAAAGAAAAGAAGUAGUACAGGAAAGAAAGUAAAUAAGUAUGUAUUAUACGUAUGUAGGUAUAUGCAACUUGUUAUAGAAUUUUCUAAAUGAAAUUUGUAGCUGAAAUGUUUUGCGAAUUUGUAGUUGAAGUUACCACGGAGAAAUUGUAGACUUCCUCUAAGCAUAUUGAACAGUAAUCUGACGUUUAUAACUUAUACAUACAUACAAUACAUAUGCGCGCGCCACAUUCAGGUGUGAAGAAAAAGUAAAUAAAAAUAAAAAUAAAAAAUCUCUGUGUGAAUUUCGAAUUUUCGAACUGCAUAUGUAAUAUAUAAAUGUAUGUAUGUAAUAUCAGCCAAUACCCAUCCUCUGCAUGUAUUUGUAUUUCUCACGAAAAACUUGAAUGAAUGAUUUUACGCUCAUUCAUUUAUUAUUGAACGGUUUGUGCAAUGAAAGCCGAUAAUCACGUCAGCGUUUAUAAAGCGCCCACUAUAUUAUAUAUAUGUGUAUACAUACAGAUGCGUGCAACUAACUAAAAACGUUAAUAAGAGAAUUCCAAUUGGUUGAUAUAAGGUUGUCAAAUAUCUCCCUUCCGCUUUUUUGCUCUUCAUUCAAUGCUUUAUAAAAAGUGUUACAGUGAUC
This is a messenger RNA of Ceratitis capitata (Mediterranean fruit fly), 2270 nucleotides long. It is a transcript of the gene sra, whose product is annotated as protein sarah. The record is from RefSeq and is a predicted model, not a curated record. Gene Ontology annotation, cellular component: nucleus; cytoplasm. Gene Ontology annotation, molecular function: calcium-dependent protein serine/threonine phosphatase regulator activity; nucleic acid binding. The coding region runs from base 596 to 1444 and encodes 282 amino acids. The transcript is spliced from 3 exons. Lineage: Eukaryota; Metazoa; Arthropoda; Insecta; Diptera; Tephritidae. Gene Ontology annotation, biological process: calcium-mediated signaling.